UUGAGGGAGAAAGAGCAACCGACAAGGCAAUCAAAAUCAAUUUAUACGGCGAGUGCUGCAGGGGUUUCCUGGGGAAGAAGCAAGCUGUGAAAAUCGAAAUCGAAGCGGAAUGGAUGUGAUAAAGACACAGCAAAUAGCGGCGAGACCCAUCGAGAAGGUGAUAGUACAUCCUCUGGUACUGCUCAGCAUCGUCGACAACUACAACAGGGUCGCCAAGGACACUCGCAAACGCGUAGUUGGAGUUUUGCUUGGUUCCACCUUUAAAGGCACCGUAGAUGUCUCUAACAGCUAUGCAGUACCAUUUGAAGAAGAUGAAAAGGAUCCAAGCAUCUGGUUUCUUGACCACAACUACCACGAAUCAAUGUUUUCCAUGUUCAAGAGAAUAAAUGCCAAGGAGCAUGUUGUAGGAUGGUAUAGCACUGGUCCAAAGCUGCGGGAAAAUGACCUGGAUGUUCAUGGAUUGUUUAACGACUAUGUUCCGAAUCCUGUCCUGGUCAUAAUUGAUGUCCAACCCAAGGAACUGGGAAUACCAACAAAAGCCUACUAUGCUGUUGAAGAAGUUAAAGAGAACGCCACACAGAAAAGCCAGAAAGUGUUUGUGCAUGUGCCUUCAGAAAUUGCUGCCCAUGAAGUUGAGGAAAUUGGAGUGGAACACCUGCUUAGGGAUGUGAAAGAUACCACCAUUAGCACCCUUGCAACAGAGGUGACCGGGAAGCUAGCAGCACUGAAGGGUUUGGAUGCCAGGCUCAGAGAGAUACAGGGUUAUCUUGACCUUGUUAUUGAUGGAAAGAUCCCAUUAAACCAUGAGAUUCUUUACCAUUUACAGGAUGUGUUCAAUCUACUGCCGAAUCUCAAUGUGGCUGAGUUGAUCAAGGGUUUUUCAGUGAAAACGAAUGAUAUGAUGUUGGUAAUAUAUCUCUCUUCCCUUAUACGAAGCGUGAUCGCUCUCCACAACCUGAUCAACAACAAGAUCCUCAAUAAAGAACACGAGAAAGCAGAAGACUCAAAGCCAGUUGCCGUACCAGCUACAGCUGGAAGCUAGAAAUGUAGAUCUCAUCGGGCUUGGAUUUUUGGGGGGGAUUUAUUGUUUAUUUCUGAGUACUGAAUGAAUUUUAAAAUCUGAGUCUUGGUGACUUUUGCUGGCCAGCUUGGGGUACACGUGGACAUUUAUCUAGUUUGGUCGAUCCUUGGGUUUACUUGGGUCCGGAUGAGCCAGUGUAUCCUGUGUACUUUAUGCCGGUCUUAAUUCGCAGCUUGAUAACAAGAAAUAUUAUUGGGAGCAGCCCCUGUUUGGGAUCAGCCGAUGCACACCAUACGUGGCAGUGGCUUAAUGACGAAAAUCUCCUUAGCUUUU
Messenger RNA from Carya illinoinensis, 1354 nucleotides. Its product is annotated as 26S proteasome non-ATPase regulatory subunit 7 homolog A. Gene Ontology annotation, molecular function: metallopeptidase activity; protein binding. The coding region runs from base 110 to 1042 and encodes 310 amino acids. Gene Ontology annotation, biological process: proteasome-mediated ubiquitin-dependent protein catabolic process. The record is from RefSeq and is a predicted model, not a curated record. The transcript has 10 exons. Gene Ontology annotation, cellular component: proteasome complex; proteasome regulatory particle. NCBI's taxonomy places the organism in Eukaryota, Viridiplantae, Streptophyta, Magnoliopsida, Fagales, Juglandaceae.